AUGAAGGUGAGUAACAAGAGUCCUCCUCCUGACUACUGCCCCUCCGAAACACGUUGGCGCCCCGUACUAUUUGUUCCUGGUCCGCAAAACGCUAUACGCAGGUCGCUCAAAGGCGACAAAGAUCAGAGCAAGCCGCCGCAUUUCAGCCUUACCGCAAAAACUGCGACCUCGAUAGUGCCGCCGAAGAAGGUCAUCAAGGCGCUGUAUGACUACGAGCCCCAGAAUAAAAAUGGUCAAGAGCUAGCAUUUCACAAGGGCGACUUCUUCCACGUGCUCAGCCGAGAGGACGACACCGAAUGGUACGAGGCCUGCAAUCCUCUCAUCCCGACCGCGCGCGGCCUGGUGCCUGUCGCAUUCUUCGAAGAGAUUGGCAAGACACAGCGCCAGAGCGGACAGUCUAUCGCAUCGGCCAGUGAGCGGACGGACGACUCGGGAAUAUCGGACGUUGGCACCAAUUCACAACACCACCGGUCGGCGUCAUCUGCGACAACAAAGCCGUCACAUCAGAGAGGACUGAGUGCGAUCAUGGGUGGGAAGACUACAGGCGCUAUGGUAUAUGGAGUGGUUCAAUAUGAUUUCAAUGCCGAAAGAGCAGACGAGCUGGAAGCAAAAGCAGGAGAGGCCAUAAUAGUCGUUGCACAGUCGAAUCCCGAAUGGUUCGUCGCGAAGCCAAUAGGACGGUUGGGAGGCCCAGGGUUGAUACCAGUGUCCUUUGUCGACAUCAAAGACACUGCAACCAUGCAGUCGGUGCCGGAUCCACUAGAGGCAGUCCGCAAGGCUGGAGUACCACGAGUGGAAGAAUGGAAGAAGUUCGCGGCCGAGUACAAGAACAGCAGCAUCAGCCUGGGCAAAUUUGAUGGAAGUGUACAGCAAGCGACCAACGACAUGGGUCGCAUGAGCAUACAGAACGCCCAGGGAAAGAACAUAUACCCGCCCUCAAUGUCAGGGCCAGACCCCAACCUGCCGCCUGCACCAAUACAAGCCUCUGUACCAAGAUACUGUUUUGACAACGACAUGUACUGGUACAUCAUCGAAUGCCAGCUUGACGACGGCCGCUGGUUUGAAUUAUCACGAUAUUACGCUGACUUUUAUGACUUACAAAUCGCCCUGAUUGAAGCGUUUCCUGUCGAGGCUGGGAACAGGAAAGAGCCGCGAACACUCCCAUUCAUGCCUGGCCCAGUGGCGCACGUCACAGACGCCAUCUCCAACGGCCGAAGGCAAAACUUAGACGACUAUAUUAAACAGAUCAUCGCCAUGCCACCACACAUAUCAAAGAGCAUUCUGGUGAGGAAUUUGUUCAAGCCGAAACCAGGGCAGGACUUCGAAAUUGACCCGAAUGCGCUGAAUGACGACUACCGACUAUCUGGCGGUUCCCAGCAAUCACUGCAACGAAUACAAUCAAAUCAACAGCAAGCGACCCGCCAAACCUCAAAUCCACAAAUGGGUAAUGGCGGCGGAGGCUAUGGUGGCAUGGGACCUCCGCCGCCUGUCGGCCCAGGCGCACGCAUGUCACACCAGCGGCAGCAGCCUUCUGUAGGCGGCGGCGGCUACGGUGGCCUCACUUCUCCCGUCAACCCAGGAGACCGACCCUACCUCAAUCCGCAAGCAUCACAGUCCUCCGGCAUGAACGCUAGUGCCGCUGGUGGCGCAGGUGGACAGCUAAAAGUGAAAGUCGUGUUCCAGAACGAUACCUUUGUAAUGCGCUUUCCCCAGGAUAUAGGAUUCAUGGAGCUGAAAGACAGAUUGAAGCAAAGAUUCAAGAUCGGAAAUGCUGAAAGAGUGAGUGUGAGGUAUGAGGAUCGAGGUAGUGGCAAUUCUUUGGUGGAGCUGGACAACGAUAGGGCGUUGGAUGCGGCGAUCGAUCGAAGUCAGGGCGCUUUGAAGAUUCAUGUUGAGGGUGGAUCAGGGUCAGGCUGA
Messenger RNA from Cyphellophora attinorum, 1917 nucleotides. RefSeq names its product Protein scd2/ral3. The record is from RefSeq and is a predicted model, not a curated record. The transcript is spliced from 4 exons. The coding region runs from base 1 to 1917 and encodes 638 amino acids. Gene Ontology annotation, biological process: conjugation with cellular fusion. Gene Ontology annotation, molecular function: phosphatidylinositol binding; protein binding. NCBI's taxonomy places the organism in Eukaryota, Fungi, Ascomycota, Eurotiomycetes, Chaetothyriales, Cyphellophoraceae. Gene Ontology annotation, cellular component: mating projection tip.